ACGACACUAAAUUUAUGUGUGUAAACCAUCUCUAAAAAGGUGAAAUUUCCUACCGAUUAAAGCCGUUUCCUUUAUUGAAGUUAACAUCGUGCUUGAAACGAAACACAUUGUGAGUCAACCGUCCAAACAACGACGGUAACUUUCACACACAUUUGACAUCAAAGAAAAAUAAAUUGAUUCAUAAACGUAGUAGAAAAGCAUGGCAAGCGCCUCUGUAGUCAAAUCACCCAGUAUUCAUAAAUCGCGAUCAAGGACGAAGCGGUUAACAUCUAUCAACAGGCAAGAUGCUUCUAAGUCUGGUGCAACAUCCAGCAGAUCUCAAGUGCAAGAAACGCGUUUUCCAGAAGACAAAAUCAACUUGCCUUCUGUCGAUGACCCCUCAUACCGAUAUAACCCCGAAGGCGCAUGCGCGGAUCGGCUAGCUGAGCAUCUUGGGGAUACAAUCAUGUCAACAAUAAACGACACGUUUUUCUCACCUAACACUGAAUUAGGGUACACAACUCAGCCUUGUGCUUACAAACCGCAGACGUCUCCAGUUAUGGCAUCAGUGGAUAACACAAAGUUUCCGUCUGAAGAUUACAAGAGAGGCAACUCCUAUACACCUCCAUACGACCUUGUCAUAGAUCCUUCUAUUUUCCUAUUUGAAUUCAACGAGAGCCACGUCACCGAAAAAAAAGAUCACCCAGCUGACCGUGGGGCUACCCGCGUGAAGCCCACAAUGAACUCUCGCACUCAUGGAGCUGCUGACGACACCAAAAGAAAACCUGAAUCCACUAAAAGAAAUCAUGAAUCCACCAAGAGAAUUCCUGAAUCCACCGAGAGAUAUGCUGACUUCACUUGGAGAAGCCCAGCUUUCUGCGAGUCAUUGACCAGCUGUUCUGAUGUGCACCACACGCGGAUCACUGAGUUCUACCCCAGCAGCAAGUCUCGUCACAUCCGCUACAGCCGCGCGCCCUUCAUGGCUUCCUUCUCACACAUCUCCAUCGGGAAAUCCCCAACAGAUAUUGAUAUUUCCCGUAACUCCACCUCGUCGCCGACAGAGACGUGCGGUCAGGCUUCCCGACAACACAAAGCCAAACACCAGGAGCCACAGAUGGACAGGCCGGUCAGAGCCCAGGACACCACGUCCUUCAACAACACGCUCUCAACCAUCCCCGAGACCUUCCCUAGUCUCCUGGAGACCAUCGCUGAAGUCAUGCACCCAGACACAUCUGAUAACGUUUAUGAUACUUCAAUUAAAGCUGCUGACAAACCACACGAAAGGAAAUGUCCGGACCAAUCGCAAGACAGCAAGUUAAGCGUGCCUCGCGCCAACUAUAAAAUAGAGUCUAGAGAGAGCUUAAGCCGCUUCACCAGAAGCUCAAGUAAUAUUCUCGAGUGCGUGGAUCUCAGGAACCAGCAGCCCAACGGACAGGUAUCGGAGGAAGAUGUUAAAGAGAGGGCAGCGACUCAGUUGCCUGAUAUCUCUCUGGUGUAUGUGGACGAGGACACCCCGAACAAGGUCGCCAGCCGCCUGAGCUCAGUCAAGCCCACAACGAUCUCUGACGCCGUCUGGACCAGUUCUGCCACAGACGACGUGAAAAGCCAGGCCAGCUACAUCUUCAAGGCGUUAUCAAACGACGGCUGCAGCCUGAUGAAAACGGCGAGCAAAGAAGACGCCAAGAAAAGCGGGGCAGCGACAAAAAAUGUCACAGAAAAAGAAGAAACGUGCCACGAUAAACCAACAUACUUGAACAUUCCCAAUGCCUACCCAAUAUUUCGCAGCUGCAGCCGAAAGUCCUAUGCUGAAAGUCUGAAAUCGUUACAAAGCUUGAAAGAAAACAUGUUGGAAAGAACAAACACAGUUAGCUACAUUGCCCACUCACCUCCCCUUUUAGAAAGAAAAAUAACGUCUUUUGAUGAAGGCACAUCAGUCGAUUGCCAGCUCCCGAAUGAAUGCAAGGUGCUGAGCAAUGUUGACCCUUCUGUGGAGUCAUUGACCAUGAUCAGCCUGACCUCAUCCUACCCAUAUGACCCGACAGAGAGGAGAGUCGCCUUGUAUGAGAAGUCAUGUGACGUGGGGGAGCUUUGCCUGAGUGGCACCUCCAGCAGCUGUUCCGAGAACAACGAGCAGGUGGAGAUGUACAGCUACAGGGCGGACAAGUCCCCGGGCAGCCCGCCAGACGAGAAUUAUUGGAGCUCAAAGCCGCGCUACAGGCGGCACUCGACCUGCUCGGUGCUGAGAGGCUACAGCAACAACAAGCUGGGCAACCUGCUGGCCAACAGCCGCAAGUACAGGACGCAGCACGCCAACGAGAUGAACCAGAUUCUCGCAGUCCCCGAGUCACGCGCCAUCAAGUCCGCCUCCUGCCCGUUCCGCCCCAUUACCUACCCUGAGUUGGGCGUGCAGGGCAGAGAACAGUCUAGAAUAGAGCGUCUGCUGAGGAUCCUUGCCGGACACAGCGGCUGGUACCCCAACGUCAUCUCGUGGCUCCACACGCUCUUCACCAGCUUGUCACGUGUCACUUUAGUUUCAAAUUCAGAUGACCACCAGAUGACCACCGGUCCCCCACAGUGCGUGGGGCCCAAGUUAAAAAUAACCGAACCCCGUGCUGCUAGUGACAAUUUUGAAUUAUCCGCGCGUCUAACAAACAACACGUUUGAAAGCUUCGCCAUUCAAAGUGUCCACUCCAAACAGAAGCGGGCGAGUCAACGGAGCAGCUUGCUGAGUUUCACAGGCUCGACCCUCAGGUUGGCCGAACUACCCGCGCCACCCGUGGAGCUGACUAAGUGUCUCGUCUGCCCAGAGGACGACAAUGACGGCACGGCACCCUGUAAGCUAAGAAUGUGGGAGCCGGAAAGAUCGCCUGCAAAAUUGAAUGAAAAAACGCCGCCAUUCAUGAAAGCGAGGAGCGCGUCAUCAUUGAAAACGAGCGAGUCCAGUAACAGUGUCAGGCGUAGACUAAGCCCUCGACACACCCAGGAGAAGCCGCCCAAGAACCAUCAGCCUGUUCGUCAAGAGAACACGGUUGUCCCAACAAACAGCCCUAAGUCUUACAGAGUUAGGUCCUCGCAAAGACGUCGAGAGGAAGCGCUUGAGUUUGCCAGUACCUCCUACUCCAUCAUUAGCUUGGUGGACUCGCGAGACGCCGUGUCUACCCGUGUGGUCACCAGCUUCAACAGCGACGGCAGAGCCCGUCGGUCCAACUCAAACCUGACAUCCCCCUCCACUCAUAGAUUCAGCGACAACAGAAGCUCGCCAAGAUUCAAAACCAACGUCAGCACAACUCCAUCUAAGGACCGAGCCAGCGACAGCACAACUUCGCUGCGAAACUCGGCGAGCACCAGAAGACCGCCGACCAUCGCUGAGGCAGUGAUAGAAGAAGAUGCGCAGGCGGGCUGCUCGCGGCAUGACGUUGUCAGCGAAAACAACGAGGGACAACUCGUCAGUGGCGCGACAGCGGAAAGUAUUCCCUGUGUCGUUUUCCCCAAUGACAGUUACGGCGACGACGGGGUGUUGAAUAUGUUUCUCCCUGACGCCCUGUCGCGGGCGUUAAACUUGGCCGGCACGACGCUACUUUCUCAAAUGGAGAAUAUUAAAGAGAAGAAUUCCAGCAUGAAAGUCCAAUUUCCACAAAAGCGAGGAUUUUAUGAACCCCCCAAGGCAUAUCCAAUCUGGCUGCAUCCAGAACACAUCCAAAAGCUCUUGAGACUGCUGGGGAGCACAGAGCCGCCCCCGCCGCCGUCUGACGAGAGCCAAGCGCCGUCGGUGACCAAAGAGGACUCCAUCUGCAGCCACGAGAGCAAGGAGGAGGAGUUGUCGUGCCCCCAGCAAACAGUCUCUGAACCCGCGCCUGCCCCGGAGCCUGUCUACAUCCCUCGGACAGUGGACAACUUUAGGGAGCUGCGGUUGUGUUACCCGCCCAUCCCGCUUCCACAGACGUUCAAGACUAAAUAUAAACCAAAGUCCAGCGGCUUAAAGCGCAUAUGUAAGCAAAAAUCCAACAGGUCCGCCAAAAAUCGCAGUCAGACAGAAGCGUUUUCCCACUCACCCCCACUCCGACCGGGAUCGUUUUUUGGCAUGUGCAGGAGCAGCCUGGGCAGCCAGAACUCCAUCCAGUCUCCCCCCAUCUCACACCAGAUGAGGAAACCGCCUUCGUGCUCCCCGCGGGUCGGUCGUGUGCCGUCGUGUCCCAGCCCCGAGCCCCGCCCCAAGAAACAAGAUGUCUGGGCGGACAGCGAGUUACGCAGGAAGUCGUGCAUGCUCAGUGAAAAAGGGGAUCGAUAUUACAUGAAUAAAUUGUUCAGAAAGAAGCUGACGGCAAAAAAUUUAAUAAAAGAUGUGAAGAAAGGCACCGGUACUAAGCAUGUUGGAGGACAGAAAGAGGUUGUUAUCUCUUUAAAAGAUUCCCAGGAUCAGUCAUCGAAAACUAGCGUGACAAAGGUAGAAGAGAAUCAAAGCAAAAACAAAACUCCCGUCAGCCGAAGCCAAGCAAUGCCCAAACACCAACACUCGGGGCACACUUGUUCACCAGAGCAGACGUCGAGUAAAGCCAAGAACGACAGCCUUCGCUUCUCUGAAAAAUCCGGCGCGGACUCGAAUCCAACAGAUGACUCGACGCACAGCGACGAGCCAAGGCUCUGGGGGAACGUGUGCCCUCUGCUGACGUGUCCGUGCGGCACCAACACUCACGUCCGCUGCAACUGUCCCAACAACUUCAAUUUACACCGACAAAAAACCUAUCCCACCAGCACAAUUAAAAAUGAACAAUUUACCGAAGUUCGCAAGAUGCCCGUUUCCGCAUCCUUGAGGUAUCCGGAUUUAUAUCCAUUAAAAUCCAAACUUCGAAUAGAACGAACCAUUUCCAGUGCAAACCGAAUGAUUCCGUACCUGAACGAUUCUGUGAGAAGUUCCAGAUUCUCGCGUCGCGUGUAUCCAGGCAGCUUCGAGUACUCCAGCCCGACGUUCCGAAGCACGCUGACCUCUUACCGUCACGCCGGCUACUCGCCCUACACCUGGAGAAACACCAACUUCAGCAAAAAUGUCGACAACUACCUUCACAGCUCUAGCCUGCACAACAACGAUUACAUUUCUCGCAUCGGCGGCAGUGGCGACUACUCGUCCAAUCACUACAGCACCACCCCCAGCUCCCUGGGGUACAACGCCAGAACCAGCAUAAACCGGAUGCUGGCAGCCAGGUGUGUGGACACACGCCACACGUUCCCCUCCACGGGGAGCGGCUCAGGUCUGCCGCUGUGCUGUGCUAUGGUGAAGCGGGAAAACGGGGAGGAGCUGAGCUACAAGCUGCCGGAGAGGGAUCCCGUACACGACGCCUUCGUCUACGACUACAGCAGAGAUCCGGGCGCGAACCAACAUCUGGUUACAUCAUGGUUGUUGACUUAAAAUCAUCUUUAAUUAGAACAUCAUCGCGCUCGUUGACAAAUAUCAUUUUAAACAUCCAGCAAGAAAUAAAAUAUCUCCA
Physella acuta is the source of this 5462-nucleotide messenger RNA. RefSeq lists its product as uncharacterized. NCBI's taxonomy places the organism in Eukaryota, Metazoa, Mollusca, Gastropoda, Physidae. The record is from RefSeq and is a predicted model, not a curated record.